This is a messenger RNA of Carlito syrichta (Philippine tarsier), 782 nucleotides long. It is a transcript of the gene CFAP126, whose product is annotated as cilia and flagella associated protein 126. Bases 19 to 579 code for a protein of 186 amino acids. Gene Ontology annotation, cellular component: ciliary basal body. The transcript has 5 exons. The record is from RefSeq and is a predicted model, not a curated record. NCBI's taxonomy places the organism in Eukaryota, Metazoa, Chordata, Mammalia, Primates, Tarsiidae. Gene Ontology annotation, biological process: cilium organization.
CAUAAACAGCACAAGAUCAUGGCCACUAACUACAGCGCCAACCAGUAUGAAAAAGCUUUCUCACCCAAGUACCUGCAGAACUGGUCUCCCGCCAAACCAACAAAAGAGAGAAUCUCUUCUCAUGAAGGCUACACUCAGUUCAUCGCCAAUGAUCGUGGUCACUUACUGCCUUCAGUGCCCCGUUCCAAGGCGAAUCCUUGGGGGUCCUUCAUGGGUACCUGGCAAAUGCCUCUGAAGAUACCCCCUGCUCGGGUGACCCUGACCUCCCGUACAACUGCUGGUGCUGCCUCCCUCACCAAAUGGAUACAGAAAAAUCCCGACUUACUCAAGGCCUCCAACGGGCUGCGUCCUGAACUCUUAGGCAAGCCCCAUGAUCCAGAUAGUCGGAAAAAACUCAAGAAGCCUAUCACAAAGACUGUACAACAAGCACCAAGUCCAACCGUAAUCCCACGCUCUCCAGCUGCCAGCCUCAACUCCUCAGAUGAACUGCAAAGCUCACACCCCUCUGCAGGUCAUACUCCAGGUCCCCAAAGUCCAGCCACAUCUCCUAAGAGUCCACCUGGAAGCCCAUGUAGCUAGAACACUGUACAGGUCCAAAUCUAGCUGAGGUCCAGAAAUGCAAACCUAAACCUUCAGAUGGAACCAAUUAGCCAUGCUGGAAAAACCUGUCUAGAGAUUGAGUGAAUUAAACAAGACUCUUCCAGUCAGAACUGUGAAACAGGGAAAUAUGGGUGGGAGUAAAAGCAAAUUUGGGAAAUAAACACUGUUGGUUGAAUCUUUUA